CGUUAUGCUGACUGGGUGUUAACACUUUCCUGGUUCAACACUACCGCAGCAAUCAUUGCUCCUCGAGCUGUUCUACCUCCGAAUGUUCGUGUAACUCUUUUGUCUACAGUACAAUGCCAACAUAAAGCAAUAUUUUCAGCUUCCAAAUAUACGUCAAGUUAUGCUAAUUUUGGAUGCCUGGAAGUGUCCUUGCAGUUUUCACGUUCCGUAACGUUGUCUACAACCCGAUACAUUCUGCCAACUGCCAUUUUUGUGAUAGCAACAUUCUUUGCUCCAUACAUUGACAGAAACAAUGUUCAAACCCGUCUGAUUCUCGUUGGAUCUGCUUCAAUUUUAUUUUCACUUUCUGCAAUGAAUAUGAAAUCUGCAGUUCCGUCGACAGUUUACAUAACAGCGACAGACAUCUGGAUUUUACUUUGUUCAGCUUUUAUUUUUCUCGCAUUUGCUGAAAUAAUUGUCGUUAAUAUGAUGAUGAACUUUUUCAAUAAACGUUUUAAAUUGUCCACAAAAGAUGCUACGUUACGAAUGGAAAGCCAGUAUCGUCAUGAAAGGAAUGCUGCAAGGAAGGAGCAGUACAAUACACUUAGGUUACCACUAUCAGAAACUGAAGGUGUCGAAAGUCGACUUCGUGAUGCAGAUCCAAUGACAACAUCAAGACGAUCAGAUUACGCUAUUGUAAUAAGUGAAUAUUUCCAUCGUCAAGCUGACUUCUAUUCGUUAACUGCAGCCCGGAUAGAUUUGACAGCACGUAUUGUUUUUCCAAUAGCAUUUUUUAUUGCAACACUUAUAUAUGCCCUGUUAUACAUUAUGAUAAAAUAA
Enterobius vermicularis (human pinworm) is the source of this 819-nucleotide messenger RNA. NCBI's taxonomy places the organism in Eukaryota, Metazoa, Nematoda, Chromadorea, Rhabditida, Oxyuridae. The record is from the annotation of a GenBank genome assembly.